AAACCACCGCACCGAAAGAGCAGCAGCGCGGACGCGCCUCGAUGCCUCGUGCUCCAUAACCAGCAGCCCCCACAGGCACGCGCCGCCCCGCCAGUCUAGAGCCUAGGCAGUCGCCGACUCGCGCGCUCGCUUCGCUGCCAGCCGGCACCGCUGCUUUCCCCGCUCGCUCGCUCGCUCGGAGCGCGGCGGCCGCGGCCCCUUCCCGCCGGGGGGAAGGAGCAUGCGGGUGGGUUUUCACCGCGGGCCGGAAGCGGAAGGAGGAGGAGGACCUGCUGCGCCUGCGCCGCGCGCAUCGCGACGAGCCGCCCCCCCCGCUGGCACCCACGCCAAAAGGCGAAGAUUCUCGCGCGCCCCCGUCCCCUCCACCACCUCCCGCUGUAGCCGGUAGGAGGUAGCCAGCCGCCCUCAGAUCUGCUCGCCCCAAGCGCCUCCCCGCCCCCCCUAGAUUCGCUCGCCUUCCCCCGCGCCGCCAUGCUGCGGCGGCUGUGAGUGACUGAACUGGGCGGGCGAGCUAGCGGAAGGCUGUUUGGUUUGUUUCCGCUUCCCCCCCGGGGGAGGGGAGGGGACGGGACGGGACCGGGGCCGAGGGAGGAUGGGGUGCGGCCAGUCCAAGAUGGAGGAGGAGCUCGCGGUGCGCCACUGCCGGGAGCGCUCCGAGCUGCUGGCGCAGGCCAUCCGCCACCGCUACACGCUCGCCGACGCGCACCACGCCUACGCCGAGUCGCUGCGCGCCGUCGGCGCCGUGCUGCACGACUUCCUCCGGGGCGUCCAGUCGCUGCCGCCGCCGCCGCCCGAGCCCGAGCUCCGCCUCCCGCAGCAGCGCAAGGGGGACGGCCUACCCGCCGCCUCGCCGCCCGCAAUCGCGUCCUCGUCCUCCGCCGCACCGCCCGUCGCCAAGCAGGUGCGCAUCGCCCCCGACGACGGGCACAUCCACUUCCACUCCGACGACGACUCCGAUUCCGAGGGCGGACACAUCAAGUUCCACUCCGACGAGGAGCCCGACGAGGCCCAGCGCCGCCCGGAGGUCGUCCGGUCCGCGGGCGCUCUGGGUCCUCCGCCGCCGCAGGUGGGACCGCCCUAUGACUCCGGCUAUGCUCCGCCGCCCUAUGGUCCUGGAUACGGGUAUGGGUACGGCUCUGGGCCUGGGCUUGGGCCUGAUUAUGGUGGCAUGGGCAUGAACGGCGGCGGCUAUGAACCAGGCUAUGGUGGCAUGGGUAGCGGCGGCUAUGGACAGAGCUACGGUGGUAUGGGUGGUGGUGGUGGCGGCGGCGGCUAUGAACCGGGCUACGGUGGCAUGGGCAGUAGUGGCGGCGCCGGCGGUGGCUAUGACCCGAGCUAUGGUGUCAUGGGCAGCUAUGGCCAGAGCUUCUUCAACAUAAGCUACGCCCGCAAUCAGCCACCUCCGCCGUCCGUCUCACACGAGCAACGCCUGCAGGCCACUGAUGCCAGGGUCCACUACUAUUCCGGCGAUGGUGACCCGCAGCCACCCCCACGCGGCUAUGGUGGUGGGUACCCCUACCCACCACAGAGCUCGAGCUCUUAUAAUCAGUACGCCUACGGUGGUUACUAUGGUGGCGGUGGUGCUCCUGCACCUCCGGCAGACAUCCCCUCUUCCUCCCGAGAGCCAGCCGCACCGCCCCCACCGCCAUCUCCUCCGAGGGUGUCUACCUGGGACUUCCUGAACCCGUUUGAGACAUAUGAGAGCUACUAUGAGCAGCCAACUGCUGCAGCAGCUCCAUAUACUCCCAGCAGGAGUUCGAAGGAUGUGCGCGAGGAGGAAGGGAUACCAGACUUGGAGGAUGAAGACCAGAUGGAGGUAGUCAAGGAAGCAUACGGUGAUGAGAAACACUCAGUGAAGGGUUACAUGGGGAAUGGGAAGGCGGCAAAGGAGGAGGGUAGAAGCAGCACAGGAGAUGAGCUACCCCGCAAGUCCAAGUCAUCUGAGGCCAGCAGUAGUGGGAGCAGCUUGGAGCAUGACGUGCAUGUUGUGGAGAAGAGUGUUGUUGGAGAACAAGUUCAACGCUCGGAGCCACGGCAGCAUGUCGCAGGCCUGCCGCCAACUGGACUCGAGAAAAUAUAUGUUGAUGACACUGAGGUGGUGGUGGAGCUCAGGACUCAAUUUGAGCGUGCCUCAGAAUCAGCCGGUGAGGUAUCCAAGAUGCUUGAGGUCGGGAAGAUGCCUUACUAUCAGAAGAGUUCAGGUUUCAAAGUCUCCGCAAUGAUGAUUUGUGGGAUACCGACAAUGGAGGAGGAGUUCCUGCGGUUCGAAGAGGACAAAGCGAUGGGAUGCGGCAACCUUUCCUCAACGCUACAGAAGCUGUACAUGUGGGAGAAGAAGCUUCUUGAGGAAGUCAAGACUGAAGAGAAGAUGCGGGUACUGUAUGACAGAAAACGCGAGGAGCUGAAAAUGUUGGAUGAGAAAGGUGCAGAAGCUGAUAAGCUUGAGGCCACCGAAAUUUACAUAAGGAAGCUAUCAACAAAGAUAAGCAUAGCUAUUCAGGUUGUGAAUACUAUUUCACAGAAGAUCAGUAAGCUGAGGGAUGAAGAGUUAUGGCCACAAACAUGUGAGCUAAUUCAAGGGUUGAUGCGGAUGUGGAGUGUUAUGUUAGAAUGCCAUCAGAUACAGUUGCAUGCUAUAUCCCAGGCUAAAAACAUCGACUCCAUGAUAGAUGCGGCCAAGUUCGGCGACGCUCAUAUGGAUUUGAUCAAGCGGUUAGAGCUUCAGCUACUGGAUUGGAUUGCUUGUUUUGCCGCAUGGGUUAAUGCUCAAAAGAGCUAUGUUAAUACAUUGAAUGAGUGGCUGAGGAAAGGAGUUGACUACGUCCCUGAGGAAACUGAGGAUGGGGCACCUCCUUUUUCUCCUGGACGAUUAGGAGCACCACCAAUCUUUGUCAUAUGCAACAAUUGGGCUGCCAGUGUGGCGAGGAUAUCUGAGAAGGAAGUAGUUGAGGCAAUGCAGGCCUUUGCAUCCAAGGUUCUGAGCCUCUGGGAGAGGCACAGGUCAGAGCAACGGCAGGGUAUGAUGGCUAAUAAAAGUAUGGACAGGGACCUUAGAGUGAUGGAGAGGGAUGAACAGUCAAUGCGCAAGGCUCUGGAAGCACAAAACAAGAAGCUUGUUCUCAUUUCAAAUCAGAGCGGUGUAUCCUUGUCUGCACAGGUCUUACACGAGGGGGGCCCUGGUGCUGAAAUUGGUGGUUUGCAAACAAGUCUUAAGAAUAUAUUUGAAGCCAUGGAGAACUUCACUGCUGCAUCAGUAAACACCUAUAAGGAUCUCCAUCUUCUCGCCGAAGAAGAGAAAGCUCGAGUUGCCCAGGAGAGUGGCAGAGUUUCCUAGUUCCUUUUUGCUGGUUUUGUUGGUACAUGAAGACAUGAGCAUUUUUCAGUGCAAAGGAACUAAAGCAAGUGGUUCCUGCCAUCACAGUUGCAUGGCAGUGGUGCGAUGCUAGCAGCAUCUGAUGCUCCUGAGCCAUGGAUCUACUUGUCCCAAAUCUUGGGUCUUGGGGCUGAUGGAUAUGCCUGUGAUACGCUCAGUGGGGCUAACAAGUUGCAGCAUGGGGAUUUUGAAUCGACAACGCCGCAUCAUUUGGCAUUAGAUGAUCAGCAAUACUCGUGCUCAGCUCGUUAUUGUGAAACAUUAUUAGGAAAAGUAGACAAGAUACCUGAAGGGACGUGAGAAGAGGUACUUGUGCAUUGAGCAGAGCAACAAUGAGUUCCAGUUCACUGGAAAAACCCAUUAAAUCAUUGGAUGACGCGAGCUGCAUGAACUCGAAGUCUGAUCAAAGCAUGGGGACAAUGAGAUGUUGUCACGAAUCCAGGAUUCCUGAAACUCAUUCUCACCCAUCCAUGUCAGCAUACAUAGAUAGCAACAACGACCAGGUUAUCAGACUAAUCAGAGGUGCUCCGUAAGAUUGGCGUGCUGGCAUGCCCAUGUACAGACAGACACCAGUGGUGACGCCUGAUGGAUGAACAGCCGAGCCAGUGUUGCUUUAAAACAGACUCCUUCGCAGCUUGGUCGCCGCAACUGCACCGGAAUUACUCUUGUAGGGUUACCACCAGAUGUUGAUUGAUGAUCUUGUAGGAUUAGAUCAGUUGUCCUGACCCGUUCUGCAGAUGCGCUAACACCCUCCGGCCAUCAUCAAAAUUUUUGGUUCUGUUUAUUUAUUAUACAUAUUAAUUCAUUUGUAGCACCCCCGUGUACAGCUGCUGGCUAACUCUAAACCUGUUGUGCCAUAUUUAUUCAAUUUUUUUACACCCC
Molecule: messenger RNA, 4255 nt
Organism: Panicum hallii
Lineage: Eukaryota; Viridiplantae; Streptophyta; Magnoliopsida; Poales; Poaceae
Exons: 4
Coding region: 593-3334 (913 amino acids)
Source: RefSeq, a predicted model, not a curated record